CCUGACACUGAGGUAGUUCACCUGAUUGCCUAAAAAUAGAACUAAAUAACAACGUUUUAAUUCAGUACAGGUUAAAUAUGUUCAACUGAUUAUCUGGUGCACUGAUAUUCAUUUACUUCGAUGUAAAAUGGCCCUCGUGUUUAAAAGGAGAAGCUUUUAUUUUGUUAUCAUUUACCGGAUGUGCUCAGAUUAAAUACGGUAACUUAACAGUGGUCCCAAGUUGAGUUGAGUGUCUGCGCUGCUGCGGUGAGGAGACAGAGGAGGAGAGGAGGAGAAAGUGGCUCAUCUGAUGUCUGCUGUGAGAGAGACGCCUCACCUUCAUCCUUCUCUCCUUUGACAAGAAAAGAAAAGAUCUUUAAUCUACUUUUACACUGAGAGGAAAGUGGUGGGACUUGGAUCAGGACGGGCGACAGGAGAUCUGGAUGUAUGACAGAGGAGGGGAGGUUUUCUGAUCUGAGCCCCUUUGGACAUGACUGAAGCGGCGGACGUGAGGGAAGGAGAAGGAAAGUGAUUCAAGAGCAGGGAGGAUGUCUGCAGGGAUGAUUCCUUCUGAUUUUGUUCAUUUGUUUUAGGGAGUUGAUCCAUCACAUCCGAGCUCACAGAGCGCAGCACCUUUUCAGAUCAUCUCAUUUGCAGCAUCCACCACGCCUCUGCUGGAGACCUGCCUCCUAAAACAAGCCCCAGCUUGAUUAUUAUUAGCUUGUAAAACAAAAAACAACAACUUGCAAUCAGGCGUAUUAUGGAAUGUCACCUUUCUUGUGAUCAAAUUUAAAAUCAGCUUUGCAAGUUUUGAUAUCCUGAUAUUCCUGUAAGUGAGAGCUGAACAUGGCCAUCAACACGGACACCGACUUCCUCAAGUCCAACUUGGGUGAGGGCGGCGGAGGAGGAGGCGUCCAGCCGGACUUCCACGAGACGGAGAAACUCCUGGCGGUGACCACCGAGCCCGGAGGCAACGGGAUGAAGAUGUCCACCUCCUUCACGGUCAACAUGGGCGGAGACAAGGGCCUGGAGGCCGAUCAGAACGGCCACAGCGUGGCGGUGAGGUCGGGCUCCGCCGGGCAGCUGGCCGCCGCCGCCCCCCUCUCCCCCUCCAAGGCCAGCCUGAGCCGCUCCUCCACCGGGAACGCCACCGUGCAGGAGACCCCGAAGCCCAAGGAUUACCUCAUCCUGGUCAUCCUGUCCUGCUUCUGCCCAAUCUGGCCCGUCAGCAUCGUGGCACUGGUGUACUCCAUCAUGUCCAGAAACAGCCUCCAGGCAGGGGACAUGGAUGGUGCCAAGAGGCUCGGUCGACUGGCUCGCCUGCUCAGCAUCGUCGCCAUGGUCCUGGGUGUGGUCGUCAUCAUAGUCUUCGUCUCGGUUUCAGUGGCCCACUGACAUGGAGGACCUGAGAAGAAAAAUGAAAGCCAAACCACGGAUGCAGCAAGGGGGG
Stegastes partitus (bicolor damselfish) is the source of this 1429-nucleotide messenger RNA. RefSeq names its product trafficking regulator of GLUT4 (SLC2A4) 1a (gene trarg1a). The coding region runs from base 826 to 1374 and encodes 182 amino acids. Gene Ontology annotation, cellular component: membrane. Lineage: Eukaryota; Metazoa; Chordata; Actinopteri; Pomacentridae. The record is from RefSeq and is a predicted model, not a curated record. The transcript has 3 exons.